AUGUCUCAUUAUCACUCACUAGGAGAGUUGAUUUGGGCGAAGAUCGCUCUCACCCAGAAGUCUCAACCCACCAGCGUAAACACAGAUCGCAAGACUUUCGAUGGUUUCCUGGCUGCACAUCGCGUCGAAGCAACUCACAUUCUAGGUGCCGCUCCAGAUCUAGCUGACGAAAUCCUUUGGCUCACGGAGAAGUUGACCUGGAAAACAUACUUCGGAAUUCUAAAACAUUUUCCUGGUGUCAGCCCUCGCGAAUCUGCGGUUGGGGUCUACUACUCACUUGCAGACCUGUUGUGGGCCAAGGUUGAAUUGGAGUCUCGGGGUAAUGCUGCAGAACUUAAGCAAAAUUACAGUGUCUUUCAAAUGCUCCGCCAAGCUAAUUUUGCGACUGUCAAAAAAAACUCCUCUUCGGAUCGAAGCCUUAGUUGGCAGUUGUACCAAUCUGAGGUUGAUCUGUGGGCUGGCUUUGGCAACAGCGGCGUAUUUCCUGGAGUUGAGCCAUGUCAAUCGGCGCAUCAAGACGAACACCACACAUCCUGCGACAAAUUUACAAUGGUCGGUAACUCCCUCCUUGGUGUGUCCCAAUUGCCCCUUAGCCCUGUUACUUGGCCUCAAGCUUCGGAAACUGGUAAAAGCAACCGUGAAAGUUCCAUCCCCACAAAGGCUAUUUCGACGAAACCAAACUCACCUGAAAAUCGCAAUGGGUUCCAGGAGAAGUCUCCAGAUAUCGCAGCUCUCCCCCCGCUUGCGCCAACCCAGUGGGCACCAAGCCAACGCGAAAAUACGAAACCGAGCCCAGUUCUGACAACAGCAGAUAAUAGAGACAAGGUCGAUCAAGAAAAAACACCAUCACAGUUGACAACAUUCAAGCAACUUGGUAUCACAACUAACGGUCCAAUUCCUGCGUCGGCGUCGGGCAGUUCGUCACCUCGACCUGUCCGGUUCACUGUAUCAGAAAACAAAGCGUUCACACCCUUCAAGCUUACGGCAAAGAAAGGUAAUGAAUUUGUUCCAACAAACGAAGAGAUCUUUUCUGCCGAUUCCGUUACUCAGGCACAUAUGGCGAAGACUCUUGGCGGAUUAGGUAGAUCGAAAUGGGCAUAA
This is a messenger RNA of Glarea lozoyensis ATCC 20868, 1101 nucleotides long. RefSeq lists its product as uncharacterized. Bases 1 to 1101 code for a protein of 366 amino acids. The transcript is spliced from 3 exons. The record is from RefSeq and is a predicted model, not a curated record. NCBI's taxonomy places the organism in Eukaryota, Fungi, Ascomycota, Leotiomycetes, Helotiales, Helotiaceae.